Messenger RNA from Ipomoea nil (Japanese morning glory), 3135 nucleotides. RefSeq lists its product as uncharacterized. The transcript has 3 exons. The record is from RefSeq and is a predicted model, not a curated record. Gene Ontology annotation, molecular function: nucleic acid binding; RNA-DNA hybrid ribonuclease activity. NCBI's taxonomy places the organism in Eukaryota, Viridiplantae, Streptophyta, Magnoliopsida, Solanales, Convolvulaceae. The coding region runs from base 1 to 3135 and encodes 1044 amino acids.
AUGGAGACUAAAGUUGCACGUGAUCAUGCAGAGCGUUUUCGAGUUAAGAUUGGUUAUGAGGGGCUUUUCUAUGUUGAUAGUGAUGGUUUAAGCGGUGGUAUAGCGUUAUUGUGGAAAAGGAAUACAACGGCCCGGCUGCUAAGUUACUCAACGAACUAUGUUGAUGUUUUGGUAACUAUUACUGGCUUUCCGGAGUGGCGAAUGACAGGCUAUUAUGGUUACCCUGAACGAACAAGGCGCACUGAGUCAUGGGAUCUUUUGAGAACGUUAUCGGGUCGGUCAAACCUCCCAUGGGUUGUCAUUGGAGAUUUUAAUGACUUACUAUAUCAGAAUGAGAAGAGAGGAGGGAAUCCGCAUCCGAAUAGCCUUCUACGUGGUUUUGGGGAGGCCGUUGAGGACUGUGGGCUUGCUCAGUUGCCUAUGAAUGGAUAUCCGUACACAUGGGAGAAGGGGAAGGAGACUGAAAACUGGAUGGAGGAGAAGCUCGAUAAGGUACUGGUAACGAAUGAGUGGCGGGGCAUAGUGACAUGGGCCAGGGUGAUGAAUCUGAGAACCCGGAAAUCUGAUCAUUCGGCUCUCUUUCUGGGGAUCCAUGAGUCUGUUGGGAGAAUGGGACCUGGUAGGAGGGGAUUCCGUUUUGAGAUGGCAUGGUUGCAUGAUGAGGGGUGCAGGAAUGUGGUAGAGCAGUCUUGGCAAGAGGGGAGGGGGCAGGGUUUACAGAGCUAUAUUCAGUACUGUGGGAAUCGGUUAACACGUUGGGGUGGAGAUCGGUACCACAAGUAUGGAAAACGAAUUAGUGAGCUGACAAGAGAACAACAGCGACUCAGGGGACGCACCGACCCGGCCUCACUCGCAGAGUUUCAGCGCCUAGAACAACUGCUAAGUCGUACUGAAGUUCAGGAGGAUGCCUAUUGGAGACAGAGGGCCAAGCAACACUGGCUGAAGGAGGCGGACUCUAAUACGAAGUUUUUUCACAGGGGGGAUGUGGCGAGCUUUAUAAUAAAUUGUGUUGAAUCCUGUGAUUUCCCGCCUAGUUUGACUGAAACCGAUGUUGUAUUGAUCCCUAAGAAGAACACCCCGGAAUAUGUGACUGACUUGCGCCCUAUAGCUCUCAGUAAUGUGAUUUAUAGGAUUAUGGCAAAAAUGCUGACAAAAAUGGAGGAUGUAAUAUCUGAGUCACAAAGUGCUUUUAUCCUGGAUAGGCUGAUUACGGAUAAUAUACUUUUAGCUGCGGAAGUGGGGCAUUUUUUGAACAGGAAACAAUGCGGAGUGGGGGGAUGGAGUGCUCUCAAAUUGGACAUGGCAAAGGCAUAUGAUCGUGUAGAAUGGUCAUUCCUUUGUAAAAUGAUGCUGGCUUUGGGGUUUCAUGGUGGCUGGGUGGAAUUGAUUAUGAAGUGUGUGACAUCAGUUUCAUAUAAUAUUCAGGUGAAUGGCUCAAGGUGUGAUCCUAUUAUACCCACUCGUGGAUUAAGGCAAGGGGGUCCUUUGUCCCCAUAUCUAUUUAUUAUUUGUGCAGAAGGAUUGUCCCUAUUGUUACAGCAGGCACAUAAUGUGGGAGCAAUACAUGGAUGCAGGGUAGCGAGGGGUGCCCCCCCAGUUUCCCAUUUAUUUUUUGCGGAUGACAGUCUCCUGUUUUUUAAGGCCAAUGUGGUGGAAGCAAAUGAAAUUAAAAGGUGCCUAUCUGUGUACGGGGAUCUAUCUGGGCAGGCGGUUAAUUAUCACAAGUCAAGUAUAUGCUAUAGUAGAAAUACAAGUAGUGUUGACAGAAACAAUGUGGCUCAGAUACUGGGAGUGGCGCAGGCCCCGAAUUUUGGCAAGUAUUUGGGACUCCCCUCCUUUGUUGGACGACACAAGAAAGCAGUUUUUGCAUAUGUUGAGGAUAAAAUUAGGCAAAGAAUUGGCUCAUGGAAUAAGAAAUUGUUGUCGCAGGCAGUGGCACGGGUGUAUAAGGCUCGUUAUUUCCCGAAAGGAACGUUCUUUGAUGCACAAAUGGGAAAUAAUCCCAGCUUCUGCUGGCGAAGCAUCAUGGCAGCAAAGAGUAUAGUUUGUGGUGGGGUCAGGCGCAGAAUUGGUAACGGGGAGACUACACUUAUAUGGACCCACCCCUGGUUACUAGAUGAGAAUGACCCUAUGAUACAAACGGAAAUGCCAGUACAGUUGCAGGAAGCCAGAGUGGCAGGUUUGAUUGAUCAACAGACGGGUACUUGGGAUCCCUCAAUCUUAACAGAUUUAUUUCAACCUGAUGAUGUGGCGAAUAUUAUGAGAAUACCCAUCUCCCCGGAUUAUGAUGAUGCCUGGUACUGGCAUGGGGACCCAAGAGGUGUGUACUCUGUUAAAAGUGGAUACAGAAUAAUAGUUGGGAACUAUCAAGAAAAUAAUGAGACAUUUACUAAAUGGCUACCCUUAUGGAAACUCAAAAUCCCACCAAAAUGGAAAACUUUUCUCUGGAGAGCUAUUAGUGAUAUAUUGCCUACCACUACAAACUUGCUUAUGAAGAGGGUGGAUGUGGACCCACGAUGUGCCAUGUGUGGAAUAUUUCAUGAGAACACAAUGCAUGCCUUAGUGUUGUGUGAUCUUGCAAAAAACAUUUGGGACAAAUCCAACCUUACAAUCCCCAAUAUAGUCACAAAUGUUUUUCAUGUUUGGUUUGAUGAACUUCUAGAAGUUCUAGACUCUGAUGGAAUGUUAUAUGCAGCAGAAAUUCUUUACAAUAUAUGGAGAGCAAGGAACCAGGCGGUUUGGGAGGCGACGUUACCGCGCCCGGAGACUGUGCUAAGAAGCGCCGCUACCGCCAAGCUAGCGUGGACACGGGCACAUCCACUGCCCAUGACCCGUGCCGCCCAGCUGCUACCCGAGCCGACCCUGCUGCAGGAGAAUGCCGAACUGCAUGGCACCGAAGCCUAUGCUGCCGAACCGCCACAUGGACUGCCGAGGAGAAUUUGUCGAGUGGAUGGGGGUUUUAUGCAAGAAACAAGCCGUGCUGCGGUUGGGGCAGUCCUACUCGACACGGAUGGGGGUUAUGUCUCGGCGUACACCGCACCACUCCGGAAUUGCUCCUCACCACUUAUGGCUGAGGCGCUGGCAUGUAAAGAGGCUCUAUCAUGGUUGAAGGAUCGGGGAGAACAGAAUGUUUAG